This is a messenger RNA of Dinoponera quadriceps, 1355 nucleotides long. RefSeq lists its product as uncharacterized. The transcript is spliced from 5 exons. Lineage: Eukaryota; Metazoa; Arthropoda; Insecta; Hymenoptera; Formicidae. The record is from RefSeq and is a predicted model, not a curated record. The coding region runs from base 505 to 1242 and encodes 245 amino acids.
UGCAAAGUGAGCGAGAUCGGGUUGCGUCCCCGAAAGACGUUAGAGGUAAAAACAAUAAGAGUAUCGUGAUUGUCAUAAUUCUCGAGGUAACGGAAACAUAUAUAUGAGCGAUAAAAUGAAUACGAUUUUCUUGCAACCGAAGGGAAAGUAUCUCGCCACUAUCUUACAAUUUCUAUGUACGAGUAGAAUCCCUUGCAAAAAAAAUAUUAUUGUCUGUGAUAAAUUAUUAUUGUCACUCGGUAGUUUUAUCGCGAAUAUCGUACAAAUAAUAAAUCUACUAAUAUUAACUAAUAAUAAUUGCCGAGCUACAGUGAUUUCUCAUAUAGCACACUUUAUCCGAAGGACGUUCUGUGGAUGUCUUUAAGAUGUCUGUGCUAAAUGGGUUAUCACUGGCUAAUUUCAAUCGCAGCCAGUAAUAUUUUUCUGUAAGGGAUCGAAAAAUAAGCAGGAGACACACGGGGGAGGCAUUAGUAAUUUCCUCGAAAUUUUCUCAGGCUCCCUUCUAUGAUCGAUUAUUUCGUUUGCUACGUAUUUCCUGCACUUUCGCACAUUUUUUGUGUCGCAGUUGUUUUGACGAAGGUCGAAGAAGUCCUCGAAAAUUGGCAGGACAAGCUACAACACAAUGCUGCGUCCCGACCUUCGGAAACUGUUGGACCAACUGUUUCCACGCUGCGCAUUUUAAACACAGAGCAGCAGCAAUGCAUCGAACUGGAGCGCGAGCAAACGAAAAAGGCAGAAAUCAAAUUGAAGGAUAUGGUCUCCUGGCUGACGGAACGCGAGGCUCAUCACAAAAUGUAUCUAGGCUGUCUGGAAAAGGAGAAUGAAGAUUUGCGAUAUACCUUAACUGACAUGCAACGUAAACGCGAUCAAGACGAGCUCGCGAACAACAUCAAAGUUUCCAAAUUGCAAAACGAAAUCGCAGAUUUACGAAUGCAAGUAGCACAGCUUAGCAAUGAGUACAAGCAACAGAUAAUAUCACGAGAUCAGCAGCAUAAGGACGAAAUUUCUAAAUACAAAUGUCUUUUGGAGGAUGAGACCGCGAGGGCGCUUCAGUUACCGCAAACAAAACACAAUAUAUUAGGAAAAAACAAAAAAAAGACCACAGAGAAGCAUCCUGCCCUCAUAGAUGAAGAAGAAGUACAGAAAACAAAAAAGUUCCCUGAGUUGGAAAUUCGUAAAAUCACCAUAAAAAGGAGAAAAUUGUUUCAACUGGAUAAUGAAACUACAAUCGAUAUCAAUUAAAGGCGAUAUUAUUUGUAAAUUACUCUACACGUAGGAUUUUAGUAUCAUAAUUUACACAUUUCCCUCAUUGUGAUAUUAAGAUAAUAUAUACGUGUGUAUAUAUUGUCGAUAAG